Molecule: messenger RNA, 2049 nt
Organism: Sorghum bicolor (sorghum)
Lineage: Eukaryota; Viridiplantae; Streptophyta; Magnoliopsida; Poales; Poaceae
Product: FBD-associated F-box protein At4g10400
Exons: 3
Coding region: 57-1649 (530 amino acids)
Molecular function (GO): protein binding
Source: RefSeq, a predicted model, not a curated record
UUCUUCCCGUCUGUACGCAGCACGCGAGGAAACCGUCUGGCGGCCGCGGGCAGACAAUGAGAAGUUGGGUGAGCCCUUCCUCUCCCCCCUCGUCGAUCUCGUCGCGGCAGGGUCAGAUCGUGGGCUGGGAUUGGCCGCCGGGUUCGUCGAGCUGCUCGAACCCGCACUCCGGUGGCCCGCCGCCUGCGUUAGCCCCGCCUUCGCGGGCCGUGGACACCGACGAGGGGGAAUUCGGCGGCAGGCCACGGGCGGCUAAAUGCGCUCUUCUGGAGUCCGGCUGCGUGGAUAGGGUUUGCACCGCGGAUCGGCCGGCCGGGGACGGCAGGGAUCGAAUCAGCGAUCUCCCAGACGCCGUCCUCCUGUCCGUCCUCUCCUUGCUCCCCCUCCGCGACGCCGGGCGCACGGCAGUUCUCUCGUCGCGAUGGCGCGGCCUGUUCGACCAAUCCCUCUUGGACUUCAACGCGUGCCAGCCGUUCCCACCGGAGCAAGGCCGCGGCGGCGGCUGGUUCAUCCGCGCGAUCACCGACAUCCUCGCCGCCCGGCCGCGCAUCCGCAUCCGGAGUUUCCGGUUCGUCAUGUACGGGUGGGGGUUUGACGAUCGCCUGGCCGUCGUCGACGGCUGGUUCCGAGCCCUCGCGCGUCACGGCGCGCGGGAAGUCGACGUCGACAUGUUCUACGCAAUCUCCAUGCCCACUCUUCCUGGGUCCCUCCUCGAGCUCUCCUCCCUCGAAACCCUCAAAGUGGAUCACUGCAGAUUUCCGGAUGCCUGGCCGGCGCGGGUGCCGGCGCCCGCGCCGUGGCUCCCCGCCCUCAAAAUACUCAACCUGUCUAGCGUGAACGUAUCCCAGGAAUCCCUGCAGGCCAUCCUGUCCAACUGCAACUCCCUGGAGUGCGUGAAGCUCAAGAACAUCAUUGGAUUGGACAAGAUUUGCCUCCGGUCCAAGAGCCUAGCACGCCUGUACGGUGACUUCGGCGGCUUGAAAGAGCUCGUUGUUGAGGACGCCCCAAACCUCGAAGAAUUGGUGGGGAUUGGUUUGCCGAGUGGCAAGGCGAAGGUUAAGAUCGUUUUCGCGCCAAAGCUGCAGGUGCUAGGGUACCUGGGGAUCACCGUCCGCCCACUGAUCCUCUAUGACACCGUGCAUGAUGGAGGGAUCGUAAAGCUCGGCGCAAUGGUGCACAGUGUUAAGACUUUGGCCAUCCAGGUGCCCUUCUCCGAGAAGGGAUACACCGUCUUUGUUGUUCAAUUGCUCAAAUGCUUCCCCUGUCUCGAGGUGCUCCGUGUCGAGCCUAAUAAGCAGUCCAUUUCCCAGCGGGUCAGUGUUGAAGAAUGGGACACUGCAAAUUCUAUUAGGUGCAUUGAGCAUUCGAUCAACAGAGUGGUGUUCGAGUAUUUUGGAGGGGAAGACUGCCAGUUGGGAUUUCUGACCUUUCUGCUUAGGAUAGCCAGAGCUCUGAAGCUUGUCGAGCUCUACUGUUGGACAAGCAAAGAUUGGGACAGUGACCAGAUUGAGCUAGUGGAGCCUAAACAUAGAGCCUCUCCGGAUGCCGAGAUCCAAUUUUUGGGAAUCUAUAAGCCGCCCAGUGACCUUUACGUAUGCCACUGCUGCACUCAGCGAUGCCAGGAGGAAAACAGAGUUGCUCUGUUAUAAGAAUUGGAACUUGUGGAUAAUUUUAAGCGGUAAAAUAAUAUGGGUGCUUCCAGUCAAUCAGAGCCAACGCCGACUUCUGGGAUUAGCACUUUGGCUGUUCCCGAGUUAAUGUAUGAGUGAGUGUGUGCAUGUGCUUAUAAUUUCAGGUAUUGAGUAUUGAGUAAUGGGUUUCUAAAUUCAUCUAGGCCUGCAAAAGCAACUAUUAUUUAUCUCUGAUGAAGUAUGUGGAACUAUUUUUAUUUAGUUGAGAUUGAUGCAUGAGCGGACAACUUAUCCAAGAAUGUCAUUUAGGUCCAUAAACUUUUAAAACAUUUUUCUAAUGGUGCACUACAUGUCCCUAAACUUGUUCUGAUGCAUAGCUUUCCUUGCCACUAAUGAUUGGCGUAGUUCAUGUUAUUAA